This is a messenger RNA of Cololabis saira (Pacific saury), 4785 nucleotides long. RefSeq names its product zinc finger protein 385C (gene znf385c). Gene Ontology annotation, molecular function: nucleic acid binding; zinc ion binding. The transcript has 10 exons. Gene Ontology annotation, cellular component: nucleus. The coding region runs from base 66 to 1874 and encodes 602 amino acids. The record is from RefSeq and is a predicted model, not a curated record. Lineage: Eukaryota; Metazoa; Chordata; Actinopteri; Beloniformes; Belonidae.
CUCUGCUGCUGCGCACGGACGAGCACCGAGGAGGUCGGGGACGGAACGGGACCGCCGUCACAGUUAUGAAACAUCCUUUCAGUCCGUCAUCUCGGCCGAACACGGAGCCAAGCCGGAGUGGGGUCGGCGCGGGAGUCGUGCAGAUGGACGGCGAGCCUCGCUCUGAAACGCCGGAUCAAGGUGCAGUACUGGAGCAACAGGCACCGGGGGGCGCUCUGCACUCUUCGCUAUGCAGACCCAAGCGGGAGAGGAAGCAGCGGACCUAUACAUUGUGUGAGGUCUGCAACAUUCAACUCAACUCGGCUGCACAGGCCCAGAUCCACUACAACGGCAAGUCCCACCAGAAGAGACUCAAGCAGAUCAGCAACGGCAAAAUACCGAGCAACACAGGUACGUCAGCCCAAGGAAGCCCCCUGCUCGCUUCUCUCCCUGUCCCAGGACGGCCUCUGCAGCCUCAGCUCGACCUCAAACACCUCCUGCCCUUCCGGCUCAAUGGAUCCUCCCCCCUUAGCCUCUUCCCCAACUUCAACACAAUGGACCCUGUCCAGAAGGCAGUGAUCAACCACACGUUCGGUGUCCCCCAGCCCCUCAAGAAGAAACAGAUUAUCUCCUGCAACAUUUGCCACCUGCGCUUUAACUCGACGAACCAAGCAGAGGCCCACUAUAAGGGCCACAAGCACGCCCGGAAACUCAAAGCCAUAGAGGCCCAGAAGAACAGGCAGCGACGAGCUGGGGAGGCCUCGUCAUCAGGGAGGGAGAGAGAGCGAGAGCGGGAACGAGAACGAGAGCGGGAACGAGAGCGAGAGCGGGAGCGAGACAGAAGCAAGACAUCAUCUUCUGAGGCAGCUCUUCCAGCACUUAUGGAUACAAGCUUAGCGGAGGGAACAAGUCUUCAGUGUGACCUAGAGCCAAGCACCCAGGAGAUUAAGCUGGAGGAGAGUCCCAGAAGUUCAGUUAUGCUGACGCCAGUGUCCGAGGUUUCCUCUGUGGAGCUCGUCACCCUUUCACCUCCUCAGAUUUCACCGUCCUCACAGCUUUUUGAGACGGCAUCAGACACCAGCGCCCCAGAUGUCCCAGAGGCUGCAGAGGCCACAGAAACUAUGGGCCUGACCAACGAGUCAGGCAGGGCUGCGGACAUGCCUGGCACAAAUGAGGAGCCACAGGCAGACGACGAUAAAGACCCCAAGAAGAGCAAGGCUCACCUCCAUUGUCCUGUUUGUAAAGUCACAGUCAACUCCAUCUCCCAAAUGGAAGCACACAACAGCGGUACAAAGCACAAACUAAUGCUGGAAGGUCACAGCGUUCUGCCACGACGCCGGGGGAAGGUGGUGGCAGCUCGAGCCGGCUGCAAGAGCAAGCGACUGGGCAGCAAAGGCAGCGUCGGGGUGCCCAGCAAGAACUUCCAGUGUGAAGUGUGUGAGAUCUUUGUGAACUCUGAGACUCAACUCAGCCAGCACAUGAAUAGCAGACGGCACAAGGACAGGCUGGCCGGCAAGCCGCCCAAACCCAAGUUUACUCCUCACAGCAAGAGCCAGCCCUGCUCCAGCUUAGCGAACGCGAAGUGGAGUGGCUACGCAGGCUUGGCUGUGUCCGCCAUGAAGAAAACGUUCACCCAGUACAGCCUCACCUCGCUCUCCACGCAGACCAAACUGGCCUUGCAGAAGCAGCUGACCAAGAGUUUGACAACUGGCUUCCUGCCCAGCCCCCUCACCCCUCCAGCUCUGUGCACCCUGGCAACUAACCCGCUGGCUCUGCGCCACCCGGUGGGCACCGCCACCUUCAUCCAGACCCCAUUCCUGGGCCCCGCACUGUUCCGGCCUGCCCCCGGGCCGCUGCGGGCCACACACACCCCCAUCAUCUUCUCCCCCUACUAAGGACUUAACCCCCCCUCCCAAUUGAGCUCCGCCCUUGUCCCUUUACCAAAAUCCAAGAUCCUUCUUUAAUGUGCGCCGCACAACAAAAGGCCACAUGCAAAACUAUGCAGCCCACCUGACUUGACAUGGGCAGAGUGCACAAGUCUUGAUACUCGCCAGGCCUGAUGACCUGAGAGCUGUUCUGAUCGUAAACGGCCAAGAUCCCCCAUCAUGCCUUCUUUCUGCUCCUCUUAUACUGACCUAAGAAGCAGGAAAGGCCUCCAGACAGUGACUGGUGAUACGAGGCCAUUUUAUAGCCAUUUCGUGGGUCAACAUGGAUUAAAUUAUGAAUAUUAUUGUGUAAUUUAUUAGAGAACAAAUAUAGACAAGUCUAGAUGUAGGUUUAGUGUGGUUGCCACAAAAUAAGGUCCCUUUACUUGAUGCUCUUAUAAAACAUUUUUAAUUUAUAUGUAUGGAGAUGAUGAUGAUGAUUAACCCCUUGUGGGUCAUUGAAGCAGCUGAACCCAAGAAGUACCCGCCGGGCAGCACAAGCCAGUCUCGCUGAUCACUGAUUUCAGCUAACAAGCUUAACGUGUGCAGUCACAUGGUAUCCUGGAUAUGGCAAUUAUCAAACAAGUCUCUAGACAGUUACCUCCUCUGAAGGGCGUGAGUUCCGCUUUGUUACGUGUGGUAUGUCUUUUUGUUAAAACCUCCCAAAAACCAUUCGUCAGAUCCAGAUCCUAACACUGUUCGUGGAGCUCCUGACUCUUACUGAAAACAUGUUUUUUUUUUUCCUCUCUCUGAGUCAUGGCCCCUCAGACUUGUCUCCUGACCCCCAGGACUAAGCAAAGGUCAGCUUGUCAACUUGUUUCAUCUUAUAAAUCUGUCUCCGGAACGGUUUCUCGCUCCAGCGCAUCAUUCACGCAAUGCGACUUGAACGUUGUUUCUCGGAGACAUUUUGCAGCCACGAGUGUUUUCCGCUGCAAAAAUGUCUUAAUUUCCUCCCCCAUCCCGACUACCGUUUAUUUCCCGCUUCCCUCACCUCAAUGCCACCGCCAAGCUCCCUCCCCCCCUUGAUUUUCUGUGUCGUUAUCUCAGUGCGAGAUGUCGACGGGCAGGGAAGGCGCCCCUCACGACGCACGCAAUCACGCACGUAAUGAAAACACAAAAGGAUAACUUGAAGACUUGAUGGGAUUUCGGAAGUAGAUAAAAAAAAAAAAAGUUUGGAUAACUGUGGGUGGGAAAGCUGCUCAGCCACAGUUUGAUUGACAUCCAGUUGCAGCGACUACGCACAGCGUGGGAGGGAACAAAGCACAGUGCCAUGGCAACCACAUUAAAAGCACCUUAAAACUGAUUUACCUACAAAAGCAAUGACAAUUGUGUUGCUGUUCAGAUUUUAAUUUGCUGUAGCUGUAUGUUUUAGUCUCAUGUCAGUUUUUUGAUGAAAAUGUUUCUUUGACAAGAAAAACAAUCAGGUGUGAGUGAUCACGUUAUGGUUUAUCCAUAUUAUGACGAGCCUCACAUUUAAAGCAAUACAUUCAUUAUGUUUAUGGUGUGUUUUUUGGUGUAUCUCUGGCUUUAUAUAUCGUCUGCUGUAAACUCCUGUAACCGUGUGAUACGAACCCCGACGCGGCCACGGGCCAGUCAUAUGAAAUGAUAAGUUGUCCUGGUGCUGCCCUUGAUGCUUCAUGCUCAUGGUCAGCCUCCACAUGUUGUGACUGCAGGCUGAGACGUUCUAUUUAUAGCCGCAGAGAGGGGGCUUCAGCACCUUGAGGCAGUGGCGCUUCACUUUUCUCCAUCCGGGAGCAGCGAACCCCCUUCAUGUGACUUCCACUCAGCAAAACACUGAGAGACCAGUGAUUUGGAAAAGUGUCACAAGUGCAUCAUCAGCUGUCACAUUGCUGUUCGUGCCCCCGUGUGCUGACUCACCCCACCACCACAGGACACUCAACCUUCCUCGAGCCAAAAUGAGCUCCUGGCAAAGUCUCAAAAAAGGACUCGGAAGGACUGCAUCAUCCUCCUUUUAAAAGUCAUACCAAAUCACGUUCUUUUAAAUUACAGUAAUGGAGCAAAAUCCCCGUGCAUUUGUGCAACGUGUGCAGUUGUGCGUGAGGCAACAGUGCCAUCUGUCGUGGAGAAACCUGUAACUGCCAUCCAGUACCAGUGCUUCAACAAGACCAUUCAUCUUAUGUGCAUUUUCUGUUUGAUUGAGGACCCCCGGGGGCCGUUCUGGAUCUGGCAAAGCCACCGGGUCUCCCCCCGCCACACUCCUGUGAUGCUCCCCAGUCACACUACUCAGUGAACCAGCCAGCCUUUAAUCUUCACUGUAUGUUUGUUUCUAUUGCUCAGCAGUAACUCUGACAUAGGCAAACGUUUGUUUUUUUCUUUCAAUAAAGAAUCUAGAAGAAAAAACAAGCUAUAUGUAGAAAAUCAUAGAGUAACUAUAGAGAUUUAACCAGAGUUGCUAUUGUUAUCUGUAUCAUAAUGAACUGUUAUAGAAGAGAGUACCUGAUCGUAUUGUUGGCUCUGUAGUCAUACAGGGAAAGGGAAUAAAAAUGCUUCUUUUUUUCUUUUCUUUUUUUUUCUUUUCUUAAUUUACAUGGUUUUAUCAACAUUUUUUUUUUUUUAUGUACAAGACAAAGUCUUUAAAACAUGAAUUUUUGAGUGAGCUUUUUCUUUCUCCUUGUUGACAACAAGUGAAUUAUUGAUGUAAUUCAAGGCCUUUUAAGACAAAAUCCUGAAGUAAGAUUAGCCAGGCCUUCUCAGGGGUGACAGGUUGAGCGAAAGCAAGCGUGGCCAUCCAUUCAGGGUAUCCCUCCACAGCUCCAGCGGGCAGGAAACACUGUAUGCGUGGAUGGAUCGACUAAAAGUUCAUACCUAACAGUGCUGUACAUUAGAGAGAAAAUGGAUGGAUUUUGGAAAAUAAAGCUUU